AUGUACAUUACCUGAUCUUGAUCUUACAGAAGCAGUUGAAUUUCGCCAUUUUCAAUUUCAUCUUCCUCUCUUCAUUUCUCUGCAAUGGAGCGCGUUUCUUGGAGAACUCAGGUGCUUUCUAAUCAUCUUCUUCCUCGUCAAUCUGCUUCACUUCUUAGCCCCAAUCCAUGUCUCGAAUUCUCUCCUCCAGAGCUUUCCGAACGCUUCUCCUUCGACAUCAUAGAGAUGCGGAACCUCCUGGAUGCACAUAAUCUUCCAGACCGGGACUGGAUUUUUGGGCUAAUGGUGCAGAGCAAGCUGUUCAAUCCCCUGCAAUCUGGUGGCCGAGUCUUUGUUUCCCCUGAUUAUAAUCAAUCAAUGGAGCAGCAGAGGGAGAUGACCAUGAAGCGGAUUGAGUACCUAUUGGAUAAUGGCGUUUUUAAGGGUUGGCUUACUGAUAACGGAAUUGAAGCUGCAUGGAGGAAGUUUGCGCUGUUUGAGGCAAUUGGGAUUUAUGAUCACUCUUUGGCGAUUAAGAUUGGGGUUCAUUUCCACCUAUGGGGUGGAGCUAUCCAAUUCUUUGGGACAAAGCGUCAUCAUGAUGCAUGGUUAAAGAAAACGGAAAAUUAUGCGAUCAGGGGUUGCUUUGCAAUGUCUGAGCUCGGUCAUGGAAGUAAUGUUCGAGGAAUCGAAACAGUGACCAAAUAUGAUUCAAGCACUGGAGAAUUUAUUAUUAACACUCCCUGUGAGUCGGCUCAGAAGUACUGGAUUGGCGGGGCAGCCAAGCAUGCAACACAUGCUAUAGUCUUUUCGCAGCUUGACAUAAACGGGAAAAAUGAAGGUGUCCAUGGUUUUAUAGCCCAGAUAAGGGAUUCAGAUGGUAAUAUCUGUCCAAACAUACGUAUAGCAGAUUGUGGCCAUAAACUUUGUUUGAAUGGGGUUGAUAAUGGUCGGAUCUGGUUUGACAAUGUGAGAAUUCCAAGAGAGAAUUUGUUGAAUUCAGUAGCUGAUGUAUCAGUAGAAGGGAAAUAUCUAAGUGCCACAGAAGACCCGGACAAGAGAUUUGGAGCAUUUAUGGCACCUUUGACAUCUGGUCGUGUAACCAUUGCCGUUGCUGCAGUUUAUUCAGCAAAGAUUGGCUUAGCAAUUGCUAUAAGAUACUCAUUAACAAGGAGAGCGUUCUCACUUACACCAAAUGGGCCUGAAAUCCAAUUACUAGACUACCCUAGUCAUCAAAAGCGAUUGCUGCCUCUCCUUGCUAAGACAUACGCUAUGAGUUUUGCUGCAAUUGAAUUGAAAAAGAUCUAUGUGAAGAGAACACCUGAAUCUGUCAAAACUCUGCACAUUGUUUCAAGUGCAUUUAAAGCAACCUUAACCUGGCACAAUAUGAGAUCACUUCAGGAAUGUCGUGAAGCAUGUGGAGGCCAAGGCGUGAAGACUGAAAAUCGAGUUGGCCAAUUGAUAAGUGACUUUGAUGUUCAGUCUACUUUUGAAGGUGACAAUAAUGUCCUAAUGCAGCAGGUGAGCAAGGCACUCCUCGCUGAGUACGUAGUAGCUAAGAAGAGAAACAAACCAUUUAAAGGGUUGGGAUUAGAACACAUGAAUGAUGCCUGCCCUGUCCUUCCUUCUAAGCUUACAAGUCCUAUCCUUAGGAGCUGUCAAUUCCAGACCGAUGCAUUUUGCUUAAGAGAGCGGGAUUUAUUGAAUGGUUUAGCUGCUGAAGUAUCUCAAUAUGAAGCACGAGGCGAUAGCAAAGAAUAUGCCUUCAUUCAGAGCUUUCUGCUUGCAGAAGACUUGGGCAGAGCUUUCUCUGAAAAAGCUAUAUUGCGGUGUUUUAUUGAAGCUGAAAAUAGUGUACCGUCCGGUUCAAUAAAGAAUGUUUUAGGUCUUCUGAGAUCCAUGUAUGCCUUGAUCUGCUUGGAGGAAGAUGCUUCCUUCCUCCGCUAUGGUUAUUUAUCACCAGAAAAUUUAGCUUCAGUGAGGCAGGAAGUGAAGAAACUAUGCAGCGAAAUACGACCUCAUGCUCUAGCACUGGUCAGCUCUUUCGGCAUACCUGACGCUUUCCUGGCCCCUGUAGCAUACAACUGGGUAGAGUCAAAUUCUUGGUCUUCAGUGCAACAAAAGGAAGGCACCAAUGUAGAUGGUUCUGCAUGAUGAGCAUUUUUUAAUCAUAUGAUAGGAGCACUUGUUGAAGAGAAUAAAUUAUAAGGGUAGGGUGGAAUAAUGUGACUUAUAAUUUUAUACUGUUGGAAGUAUGAAAAGGAAACUAAAGGUUGUUUAGAGCUAUGGAUUUUUAGAAACAACCACUACUGGAAGGAGGUUGCAUGUACACAUAAUGUAGAUGUGUGGAAUAUUGUGGUAAAAUAUCAAUUUAUACCUCUAUAUUUUAGGAGUUGCAUCAAUUUAAAUCCCAAAUUAAUAA
Molecule: messenger RNA, 2401 nt
Organism: Benincasa hispida (wax gourd)
Lineage: Eukaryota; Viridiplantae; Streptophyta; Magnoliopsida; Cucurbitales; Cucurbitaceae
Product: acyl-coenzyme A oxidase 3, peroxisomal-like
Biological process (GO): fatty acid beta-oxidation using acyl-CoA oxidase; lipid homeostasis
Cellular component (GO): peroxisome
Molecular function (GO): fatty acid binding; acyl-CoA oxidase activity; FAD binding
Source: RefSeq, a predicted model, not a curated record